Messenger RNA from Saccharomycodes ludwigii, 2121 nucleotides. RefSeq names its product bifunctional glycerol-3-phosphate/glycerone-phosphate O-acyltransferase GPT2 (gene GPT2). Gene Ontology annotation, biological process: phospholipid biosynthetic process. Gene Ontology annotation, molecular function: glycerol-3-phosphate O-acyltransferase activity; glycerone-phosphate O-acyltransferase activity. Bases 1 to 2121 code for a protein of 706 amino acids. Lineage: Eukaryota; Fungi; Ascomycota; Saccharomycetes; Saccharomycodales; Saccharomycodaceae. Gene Ontology annotation, cellular component: endoplasmic reticulum membrane. The transcript has a single exon. The record is from RefSeq and is a predicted model, not a curated record.
AUGUCGUCUGUAUCUUCUGAAAAAAAACAAAAAGAAUCACUACCAGAUUCAAGACCUACUCCGCCUUUGAAAAAAUCAGAACAUAUUCCAAAGAUAGAUAAAAGUUAUCUUAAUGAUUAUAACGGGUACACAUUCACCAUAAAGACUUGGCUUUAUGAUGUAGCCAUUUUUUGCUUUAAUAUUUUAUUUGCCAUAUUUUUCAGGGAAAUUUUCAUCAGAGGCGAACAAUACAUACCACCCAAGGGUGUUCCCACCAUUAUUAUGUGUGCUCCACACGCUAACCAAUUUAUUGAUGGUGGUAUAGUUAUGUCUAGAGUCCGCAAUGUUAGUGGUAGACAAACUUGCUUUGUCAUUGCUGCUAGUAGCUUUAAAAGAAGAUUUAUUUCUUUAUUUAGCAAAAUGACUGGUGGAAUUCCAGUUCCAAGAGCCCAAGACUAUUUAAAGGUUGUACCAAAUGUCAAGAUUGUCCAGGUAUUGAAUGAAGAUGAUCCAGUAGCAAAAUUUAAAAUAAUUAGCGACGACAGCAAUGAAGAUUUCGAUUGUUUUAAACAUUUUAUGGUUAAAGGGCUACUUGGUAUCAGUAUGAAGGGUAAUUGUCAAAUUAAGGAAAUUGUAGACAAAUCUACUUUAAUUUUGGCCAAGCAAUUUAAAUCUCCAAUAAUGGAACCAACAAGUUUCAAAUAUGCCCCAAAAAUUAAUAAUAGCAAGGUUUUCCAAAACGUGUUUAACCAUUUAGAUUCUAAAGGUUGCAUAGGUAUUUUCCCGGAGGGGGGCUCUCAUGACCGUCCCUCUUUGUUGCCAGUUAAGGCUGGUGUGUCUAUUAUGGCAUUAGGUGCUAGCGCUGCGGAUCCUACCAUGAAAGUGCAUGUUGUUCCAUGUGGGCUAAACUAUUUUCACAGAGACAAAUUUAGAUCAAGAGCCGUUUUAGAAUUUGGUAAACCAAUUGUUGUAGACCAUGAUAAUUGGGGUACAAAAUACGUUGCGAACCCCUAUGAUACUGUUUCAGAACUAUUGAAAAUACUAGAAACUGCAUUAUAUUCAGUUACGGUUAAUGCGCCAGAUUUUGAUACUUUAAUGGUCAUCCAAACUGCUAGAAGGUUACUUUUUAGGAACACCACCGAUGAUAUUAGUUUAAAUGUUGAGAUUAAUAGAAGAUUGAUGAAGGGAUAUACCAAAUACAAAGAUGAUGAAAGGAUUAUUCGAUUAAAAGAACAAGUCAAGGAAUAUAAUAAGGAAUUAUCACAGGCAGGCUUGAAGGACUACCAAAUCGAUAUCAUUACUGAAUUAAGUGCUGUUCAAUCUCUUUUUAAGUUGGUGACUAGACUAGCCAUUUUGUUUAUUAUGGUCGCAUUAGCUCUACCGGGAAGUAUCUUAUUUUCUCCAAUUUUCCUCACCGCUAGUAUUUAUUCCAAAAAAAAGGCACUAGAGGGUCUAAAAAAGAGUGUCGUUAAAAUCAAAGGUACUGAUUUAUUAGCCACUUGGAAAUUGGUUGUUGCUUUAGCUAUGGCUCCCAUUUUAUACAUAACUUAUUCAGUUUUAUUUAUUAAAUUUGGACCUGAAUCGAUGAAACCUUUUGGUAGCUGCUCUGUUUUGAAUUUUAUUUUUGCUUAUAUUGUAUUAGUUUUCACUACAUGGGUUAGUUUCCGAACUGGGGAAAGAGGUAUGGAUGUCUUUAAAUCAUUGCCACCUCUAUUGGUUUGUUUAGUUUAUCCUAAUUGGAAAUUGCAACAUUUGAAAUCUUUCCGUGAUAAUUUAAGUAAAGAAAUGCGUACAGUUUGUGACACUUUAGGCCCUACAGUGUUUCCUAAUUAUGAAAAAAUGACUACCGAAUUGGAAAAGCACUUGGAAGAGCAUCAUCGUUUAAGAGGUAGAAGUCGUUCUUCUAGUAUCAACUCAAGUAUUUUAUCUAAUCCGCACAGUAGAAGCAAUUCCUGUGUCAGUUCUAUUCAUAGCGAAAAAUCAUACAAAGAUGAUAGCUUGGAUGAUGUUCUUGAUGUUGCUCAUAAUGAAAAAUUUGAAGUAGAAAAUAUGUCCGUCGAUGAUGUCAAUGAAGGUAAGUCAUCUGGUGUUUCAAAAAUCUCAGACAUUGUUAGAGAAUCACGUAAAAGAGACAAGAAAUAA